AGCGGGGCGGCCCCGCCGGCUCCCGGCCCCUCGCCCGCCGCGCCGAGCGAGCGAGGCUCUUCCGGGCAGCGGGGCCAGCGCGGCGCGGGGCCGGCGGCCGGGGAUUGCGUGACAGCAGCACAGAUUCCAGGCCUGCAAGAGACAAGCCUUCCUGCUGCAGGAUCAUCAUUUCCAGGGGAGGAAAUCACCAGAUAACUCCAAGAGCUUUUGAAGAUGGCACCAGAUAUUCCAUUAAAUAUUAAUAUCAAGGAGCCCCGUUGGGAUCAAGGCACUUUUGUUGGGCGAGCCAAUCACUUCUUCACUGUAACAGACCCCAGGAAUAUUUUGUUAUCUAAUGCCACACUGGAAAAUGCAAGAAAAAUUGUGCAUGAUUACAGACAAGGUAUUGUGGCACCUGGCUUGACAGAAGAUGAGCUGUGGAGAGCAAAAUACAUUUAUGAUUCAGCCUUUCACCCUGACACUGGGGAGAAGAUGUUUGUGAUUGGCCGAAUGUCUGCCCAGGUGCCCAUGAACAUGACUAUCACAGGCUGCAUGAUGACCUUUUACAGAACGACACCAGCAGUGCUUUUCUGGCAGUGGGUCAACCAGUCCUUCAAUGCUAUAGUGAACUACACGAACAGGAGCGGGGAUGCCCCAAUCACUGUCAGCCAGCUGGGAACAGCCUAUGUUUCUGCCACCACAGGUGCUGUCGCUACAGCCUUAGGACUUAAUUCACUAGCAAAGCGCGUCUCGCCUCUUAUAGGGAGGUUUGUUCCUUUUGCUGCUGUUGCUUCUGCCAACUGCAUCAAUAUUCCACUAAUGAGACAAAGGGAAAUCCAGUUUGGAAUUCCUGUCACGGAUGAGGAUGGAAAAAGACUGGGUGAUUCAUCCAAAGCAGCUCAGCAGGCAAUUGCCCAGGUGGUGAUAUCCAGGAUUCUGAUGGCUGCUCCUGGCAUGGCAAUUCCUCCAUUCAUAAUGAAUACCCUGGAAAAGAAAGCCUUUUUAAAGAAAUUUCCUUGGAUGAGCGCUCCCAUUCAGGUUGGAUUAGUUGGGUUCUGUCUCGUGUUUGCAACUCCCCUGUGUUGUGCACUGUUUCCUCAGAAAAGUUCCAUGUCGGUGUCGCGCUUGGAGCCAGACUUGCAAGCCGAGAUCCGAGCCAGCAGCCCUGGCCUGGAACGUGUAUACUUCAAUAAAGGAUUAUAAUUCAAGGAAGGCAAAGUA
Molecule: messenger RNA, 1200 nt
Organism: Haemorhous mexicanus (house finch)
Lineage: Eukaryota; Metazoa; Chordata; Aves; Passeriformes; Fringillidae
Gene: SFXN1
Product: sideroflexin 1
Exons: 12
Coding region: 214-1182 (322 amino acids)
Biological process (GO): serine import into mitochondrion; monoatomic ion transport
Cellular component (GO): mitochondrial inner membrane
Molecular function (GO): monoatomic ion transmembrane transporter activity
Source: RefSeq, a predicted model, not a curated record